AUGCAUCCCGAGGACGCCCUGAAAAGGAUGCGCACGGCUGGCAGCAUUUCCAUCUCGCCCGAGCUGUUCGAGAAGCUCUACCUGUCGCCCCAGAACAAUGUCAAGGGCGACCUGCGCAGGACCUUUGGCAACCCGACGCCUAUCGCCCUCGUAGGCUUCAUCAUCGCCCUCGGGCCCCUCGCCUGCGACCUGAUGGGCUGGCGCGGCGCUGGCGGCAGUGGCUCGGCCUCCAUCCCCGCGUUCCUGUAUUUUGGCGGCGUUCUGAUGCUUCUCGGUGGCAUCCUUGAGUUCUUCCUGGGAAACACAUUCCCCUCGGUCGUCUUCUGCUCUUUUGGAGCCUUUUACUUCACCUUUGGCAGCACCCUGAUCCCCCAGUUCUCCGCGUACGCCAACUAUGCCCCUCCCGGCGGGGCCGCGGCUGAAGGGUUGGCCACGCAGGGUUUCAACGCAAGUUUCGGCUUCAUCACCUUGUCCAUGGGCCUGCUGUCCUUGGUCUUCCUCGUGUGCGCCCUGCGCACCAACAUCGUCUUUGUCAUCAUCUUCAUCAGCCUCGUCACGGCUUUUGGCUUUGUCACGGGUGCCUACUGGGCUCUAGCCUCCAACUACACUGGCAACGCCGGGUUCGCGGGCAAGCUCCUGGUGGGCGCCGGCGCUUGUACAUUUGUCGCUACGGCCUGCGGAUGGUGGAUCUUUGUGGCCAUCAUGCUCGCCGCACUCGACUUCCCCUUCGUUCUUCCAGUUGGAGACCUGAGCACCGUCAUCCGGGGAAUGAGCGACCGGAAUAAGGAGAAGGUUUAA
This is a messenger RNA of Microdochium trichocladiopsis, 798 nucleotides long. RefSeq lists its product as uncharacterized. The coding region runs from base 1 to 798 and encodes 265 amino acids. Lineage: Eukaryota; Fungi; Ascomycota; Sordariomycetes; Xylariales; Microdochiaceae. Gene Ontology annotation, cellular component: plasma membrane. The record is from RefSeq and is a predicted model, not a curated record. The transcript is spliced from 4 exons. Gene Ontology annotation, molecular function: acetate transmembrane transporter activity.